This is a messenger RNA of Nelumbo nucifera (sacred lotus), 4078 nucleotides long. The record is from RefSeq and is a predicted model, not a curated record. NCBI's taxonomy places the organism in Eukaryota, Viridiplantae, Streptophyta, Magnoliopsida, Proteales, Nelumbonaceae.
CUAGAGAUGGCUAAAUCUGAAAUAGAUCUCAAAAUGCUACAAUAUCGUGGGCCUUCAAUUCCUACAUUGGAACCUCAGGUUCUUAUUUUGUUGGUGAGGAUCAAUGGCACAUUUGUGUGGUGGUGCGGAGGCACAUGCUCGAUUCAAGCAGUAGAAGUAUUGAGCCAAUUUGAGUCUUGUGCUCACCACUGACUCUUGCCCGCAAGACACCCAUGAGCCCACUAGCAAGACCGAAUCUCUUUAUGGCAAAACAGACCCUAAAACCUUCAGUGACCGGGCUUAUGGAGGGAAACCCCCUCAGUCCGACGAUAAGCUGAAGAAGUCGAAGAAGAAGAAAGAGUGCUAGCAGUAUCCUUCUGAAUUGGUUCCUAGUAGGCAGAGCAAGCAACGACGUCUGCAGGAGGAGAGCGUCCUCACUUUUUCUGAGGAAGGCAUUUACCGGCCGAAGACGAAGGAAACCCUGUCGGCAUAUGAGGUUCUGCUGGGUGUUAUUCUGCAACAACUCAGUGGGCAGCCACCUAAUGUUGUCACUGGUGCAGACGAUGAGGUGCUGGUGGUUUUGAAGAAUGAGUCCAUUAAGAAUCCCGACAAGGAGAUCGAGAGGCUUUUAAAUAUUAUCCCAAAUGAAGUGUUUGAUCAGCUGGUGUCUAUUGGAAGGCUAAUUAUGGAUUACCAGGAUGAGGGUGAUGCUGCGGUUUUGGCUAUUGGUAAUGCUGAUGAGGGUCUUGAUGACGAAGUGGGUGUUUCUGUCGAGUGUAAGGAGGAAGAAGAUGAAGAGGACAACAGAAAUUAUGAUGUGAUCGAUGAAGUUGAAGAGGAUGAGGAUGAUGGGCUCAAAUCUAAUGGUGCCGGCGCAAUGCAGAUGGGUGGUGAGAUUGAUGACGAUGAUAUGCAAGAAGCAAAUGAGGACAUGACUCUAAAUGUUCAAGACAUAGAUGCAUAUUGAUUUCAGAGGAAGAUAUCUCAUACUUAUGAAGAGAUUGACCUGAAACAUUGCAAGAACCUGAAAUAAGAUGUUGUACUUAAGAUACUUAUAGAAGGUGAUGGCUGGGAAGUGGAGACUAGGCUUUUGGUUCUUCUUGAAUUUGAUAAGUUCAGCCUCAUUUUCUCUUGAGGAAUCCGCUGAAAAUAGUUUGGUGUACUUGUCUGGCAGGGGCCGAAGACCAGGAGGAGAGGAAGAAGAUUAAGGAAGAAAUAAUGAGUUUUGAUGGAGAUUUGGCUGCAAUUUUGGAGCAGUUGCAUGCAAGAAGGGUAACUGCCAAGGAAAGACAGAAGAACUUGGAGAAGAGUAUAAGAGAAGAGGCUAGAAGAUUGAAAGAUGAGAGUGGAGCUGUAAAUGGGGAUAGGGACUGGAGAGGGUAUUGCUGAUAAAGGUGCAGAGAAUGGUUGGUUGAAGGGGCAGUAUCAGUUGCUUGAUCUUGACAGCCUUGCAUUUCAUCACGGUGCUCUCUUGAUGGUGAACAAGAAAUGUGAGCUUCCAUUGGGGUCCUUUAGGAACCAAAACAAGGGAUAUGAAGAAUUCAUGUUCCAGCCUUGAAACCAAAACCACUUGCACCUGGUGAAAAACUUAUAAAAAUCUGUCAUGCCUGACUGGGCACAACCAGCUUUCAAAGGGAUGACCCAGCUUAACAGAGUUCAAAGUGAAGUUAUGAAACUGCACUAUUUACAGCAGAGAAUAUUCUUUUAUGUACUCCCACUGGAGCAGAUCCUUUUUAAAUACCCUACUGGGAAGAAGCUUGCCUUACAACCAAAGGAUUUACCUUCAUUUUGUUUUCCUGGAGGUGUUAAGGCUCGCCUGUUGGAAAGGACUCCAUCGAUGAGUGAUCUGAAUGAAGUUGUUUAUGGACAGGAGCAUCUCAACAAAGAUGAUUUAGCAUUUAUUUUUUCUCUCAAGGUGGCAGACAGUGCAACACUUUAUGGUGUUUGCUUACAUGUACAGGAAAUUGUUCAGAGGCCACCUGGUAUUUUAGGUGGCACUUCACCUAUUUCUCAAUCGUCUGGCCGGGGGAGCCGCUUUCUGGUUUCUGCACCUCGUUGCUAUUGUGUGCUUACUAGAAUUCCUUUCUUUGAGUUACAUUAUGAGAUGUUGAACAGUAUCAUUGCCCAAGAGCGUCUGGAUAGAAUAACCCAAUUUGUUAGUGAAGUGACUCUCAGCGAUAGUUUCCUCUCAGGGAUUAAAAUACAGGAUCAGAUGAAUGAGAACAAUGACUCCCCUAACAGGGACUGUUACAGUGAUUGGAUGGAUUCAGCAAUACCUCUUGACAAUGCAGUAGCCCUUAGUGCAGCUGCAGUAGGCCUUAUUUCAGAUGACAGAAUCCCUUCUUUUUCCUCAAGGUUGUCAGAACCUCAAUCUCCUGAAAGUGGUUACACUAGCGAACAAUAUUUUGAUGAUUAUGCACCUGAGACUUCAGAAGCCCUGUCCGAAAGCUUCGAAAGGAUGAAUGGAAAUUAUGAAAAUGGUCAAAUGUUGCCAGAUAUUAGUUCAUUUAUCUGCUCUAAGAGCCGUAAAUUAGAGCGUGUUGAGAGUUCUGAAUCCUUAUUAAGCUGUUCAGUAAUAUCAGAAGAUGAAGAUGAUGAAGUUGGGAAUGAUAUUAUAAUAGAAUGGGCUAAGGAGCACAAAAACAAAUUGCUACAGAUAAUUUGCAGUUAUCAAGAUCUUUCUGUUCCAGCACGAGGAAAUGAAAUAAUUUUUGAACCACUUGAACAUCUACAGGCUAUAAAAUAUAGUCGACCUCCAAUUUCUUCCCUUGAAUUAUGCGGAAAUUAUACUGAUAUACAGGGUUUAGUAGAGACUGAUGAGGUUAAUGCAAGGUUAGCUGCUGCUGAGGAAGCUCUUGCACUAUCAAUUUGGACUACUGCAACUGUUUGCCGAGUUCUAUCUCUUGAAAGUGUUUUAGCAUUGUUUUCAGGAGUUCUACUGGAAAAGCAAAUAGUAGUUGUAUGCCCCAAUUUGGGAGUCCUCUCAGCCACUGUAUUGUCACUAAUUCCCAUGAUUCGUCCAUUUGAAUGGCAGAGUUUAUUACUACCAGUCCUACCAAAAAAAAUGCUUGAUUUUCUUGAUGCUCCAGUGCCAUACGUUGUCGGAAUACAACAGAAGCCAGCUGAUCUGAAGAUGAAAACAUCUAAAACAUCUAAUAUUGUUCAUGUUAAUGUGCAGAAAGACCAGGACCAGUGCAUUGGGAAGGUGAAAGAGAAGGAGCGUAGGAUGGGCCGCUUGUUUGCAUUGGAGUUUAAGAAAUCUCCAUUAGUAAAGAUGUGCUACUUGCCCCCACUUCCACGUCGUAAAGAACUCAUUGCUGAACUAGGACCAAUCCAUGCGAGAUUAUCAUGUGAAAACGUUAUUGCUAAAAAACACCCUGUAUAUAAGUGCAAUGAAGUGCAGGCUGAAGCUGCUGGGAAAUUUUUGAAUGUAAUGAGGCGCUACUUGGAGUCACUAUGUUCUGACUUGCAAUAUCAUUCCAUCACUAGUGUACAAUCAAAUAAUGACAGGGUAUCAUUACUUCUCAAGGAUAGCUUUAUCGAUUCCUUUCCUAGUAGGGACCGCCCGUUUAUUAAGCUAUUGGUAGACACACAACUUUUCUCAGUUCUGUCAGAUUCUCGACUCUCAAGUUAUGAGAAUGUGAAUUUAUAAUUUCUAACUUAACAACGUAUUAAAAGUUCUAUACAUAGUUUGGAGCUCCGGGAUGUAAGGUAAGAAAGUAAUCAGCCUGAAGCAAGAAAAGCGUGGAGGAACUGGACUGUUGUGGCUGAUGGAUCAAGAAUGGUUGACAUGAUUAUUGAAAGCCUUUCUGGUAUCAACUUGAGCAUUCUCGUGGCUUUGGAGCUGUUAACUGGGAAAUUAUUUAAAGAUGAAAAUUACCAAAAUUAAUUUCUGUAACAUAUGCCAUUUUAAUAAUUAUGGGCCCCAAACAGUGUGCCUCGGUGACUGUUUUACUGUCCAUGGGCUCAUUGGUCCUCAUCCCAAAUAUUUAUAGGGGGAUGUGAUUGGUGCCAGGUUUGUCAAAGAUCUGUCUCACCUGCAACUAUUGUAAAAUUGUAAACCAAUAAAACAUGGAUUGAGCAAGUCUGCAGUCAUAUA